AUGUCAGGAAACACACCACCUACGAUCUACCCUCCCGGCGCUAUGUCCAUGCCUCGCCCUACCAUGACUCCUCCUGGUGCCCCUCUCAACGCUCCUCCCGGCGCUCCUCCACAGUCGACUCUAGCCUAUGGCGCAUCUCUCAACAACCUGCUACAAGCGCUCAUCCCUCAAGGACCUCCCGUAAUCCGACGCCCGAUGUUCGCCGCAGCAUCACGCCAGGCCCCUCUCCCCGCCGGAUAUCCAGCUCCCGUCUUCGUCGACCCUAUGUUGGCUCACAUCAAGCACAUGACAGAUACGUUCCACGCCGCCGCUACGAACGAUCCUAACUUUUACAAGAUCUACUGCGACGUGCGAAAUGCUGAAAGUCCAUACUCCGCCUUCCCAACUCUGGCUUUCUUCCUCAGACUCCAUCUCCAGGUCAGCUGGAUUGAUCUUCUCGAGCGCCACAACCGUCAGAACGAGGUCGAAGGAGACACGACCCGUCUGAUUAGUGAACGUAAAGAGCUUAUUGGAUGGCUCGUCAAGCGUGACCAGACUCUCAAACCUCGCGCCGGUCGUUACCUUGCCGGUCAGCUGGCUAGAUUCGCGACCCUAGACUUUGACCCCAGCCAAGUCACCCCACUCAUCGCCCUCCUCGACCACCUUUACGUCCAUGAAAACAGACUCUUCUUCGGACCCAACAACAUUCGCGCCCCUGCCAGAAACGAGUACCGCAUCCAAGUGGUUACCUACCUGGACUACGAGGGCGGUGAGGCUAAGAUUGUUGAGGAUGUCAACAUUUCUCAGAGAAUUAGCGUGUUCGAGCUACACGACAUGCUGUCCACGCUCACCCGAAACAUACAGGCUGCUCAAUUUGACUACAACUAUGGCUUCCAGAGUGGUGGCUACCAUGGCCACUGGGUGUAUUGGGCCAAUGAGACUGGAGACCCGUAUGGAUGGGCUCGCGCACUGGAAUGUGAGGCUCAGUUGGAGGAAAUGAAGGACUUUCUAGAUGAAGGCCUAAAAAUCAUCAUCAAGCACACCAAGCAGAUCGAGGUGGAAGAGAACCUGCAGGUGGCAGAUGCGCUGGGUUUGGGGCUGGACCGCCCCUUCGAGUGGUGUAUCCCCUUGCCACCGGGGUACACCUCCGUCAUCAUGGGAGAAUAUCCCAACAGCAAGGUGUUCUCCCUGCUGAGCGGAGGCUCGGCAGAAGGCGGUCCAGCUCCUGCGGUGGAGCACACGAGGGGCGAGCGUUCGGUGCUGGCUCACCAGCACCAAGUCUGGCUGCGCAAGCAGAAACAGAAGAACCAGAAGGCUCGUGCCUUCGAGAUCAGAAGCAAGAAGGCCUGA
Messenger RNA from Aureobasidium namibiae CBS 147.97, 1329 nucleotides. RefSeq lists its product as uncharacterized. NCBI's taxonomy places the organism in Eukaryota, Fungi, Ascomycota, Dothideomycetes, Dothideales, Saccotheciaceae. The record is from RefSeq and is a predicted model, not a curated record. Bases 1 to 1329 code for a protein of 442 amino acids. The transcript is spliced from 2 exons.